AUGCCGGCGUUUCUAGCAUCGUCGCGGGGGAGGCGCUGCUGCGAACCUGCCUGCUGGACAAGGGCACGCAGCGACUGGUCCGGGCGACGUUCGGCGAAAAUACCUCCAUGGACAUGGUGGCGACGACCCUGCUCUCGUGCGGCUGCGCCCACGAGACCGAAAUCUACCCGGCCGACAACAAGCACUACGAGGCGGAGAACCUCUUCGGGCAUGCGCACAUGCUUCAGGGCGACACCAGCGGGGACAUGGUGUGCCCGGAGUAUUCCCACUCGGAGUGGGAAAACUGGUACGACGGAAUGCUGCGCUCCGGGAUGUUGUACCUCACGGGGCAGCAGCAGCAGCUGCUGGGCAACGCCUGCGUGCACGGGCAGCGCUGCCAUUUUUUCAUCAAGAACGGCCGCUGCACAAAAUCCCACACGGAGGCCGACAUGGUGGUCUUGCGGCGCAAGCGGGCGGAACGGCUGGCGCGGGAGGCGGCCGACAAGGAAAAGAAUCCGUGACUAUCUAGUGAAAACAGCAGCCGCAAAGGCGGAAGCACUGCCACAGCCUGCAACGUGGCCCCGGCUGCAAAAGCGGGCAAAAGCUCGCACUACGAGGCGGCAGAAAGAUCUUCAUCUUCAAAAUUCCCACCCUGUACAAGAACUACGAACUUUGUCCAAGCACGGAAACAGCACGAGAAAGCACUGCAGACCACAUCUGAUCCUUCAUCUUCUAGCUUUAUCGCGACUACAAGCACGAAAAUACCGACGGCCCGCACUUUGCCGGCGUCGGAAGAGCAAGAUCCUGCAGCGAGAGCGAGAUCAAGCUUUUGUACUACCAGCACUACGAGAUCAAAUUUUUGCACUGCCGGCACUACUUGUUCCAAUUUCAGCACUACCAGCCAGACAAAUUCCUGUACUACCAGCACUCGCAACAGCUUCGGACGCAUUUUGCGGACGGAGCAAAACAGAACUUUUUCUACUACCGGUUCCGGGUCGAGCAUUUUGCAGACCGGAGGCGGAAACGAAUUGCGGCAGCGGGGACCAUGCAGGUCCGCAACGGGGGAAGAUGAAAAAGAAGACGGCGAUGAUGAAAAUGAUGAUGAAGCGAGAGAUGAGAGAGAAAAUUCAGUGA
Molecule: messenger RNA, 1113 nt
Organism: Amoebophrya sp. A120
Lineage: Eukaryota; Dinophyceae; Syndiniales; Amoebophryaceae
Source: the annotation of a GenBank genome assembly